Rotaria sp. Silwood1 is the source of this 1388-nucleotide messenger RNA. The record is from the annotation of a GenBank genome assembly. Lineage: Eukaryota; Metazoa; Rotifera; Eurotatoria; Philodinida; Philodinidae.
UCACAAAGGUAAAAUUGCUCGAUUUUUCGCAAGAACUUUCACUAACAUAUAAAACAAAAUUAUGUUUUUUUUACUCUUGACGAAUCCAGCACUCGCUCAUUUAUCACUGCGUAAUAAGAUUUAUCUAUGUGCUGAUUUUUCUUGAUGUUGAACAUCAUUGUGCUUAACAUUUCAUGCUGAAAAUUCACUAAUCUGAGUCGCGUACUAUGCUGCAUGGAAUAGAAUUUUGUCAAAAUUCUACUGUGAUUUUUGAAUUCUAAGUAGAUUUUUGCUUGAUGUGAAGCGGGCUCCUAGACAAUGAUCAGAACUCUAUUUGUUUGCGCAGAUUUCUAUAACUGAGCCUAUUCACUCUUUGGCGACUACCUAUUUUUGAAUUCAGAAUUCUCUAUUCUACAACCCUACAUUUGCUGAUGUAAAUAUCGCCUUCACUUACACACAAAGACUCUUAUAGUAGGUUUUUUCACCAAUAAGUCUUUACAUAUUGAAAUAUUUGCUCUUCUAAAAAAACCUAUAGGCUUGUGGAAGAGAAGUCAAAUAAUUACUGAUAAAUAACGUCACUAACAAUGAUGAAGAAUCAACAAAGAAAUCAAGCGAAAUAAUGAGAGCUGCUAACACUAAUUGCACCGAGAUAAAAUUUGACUAUAAACUUAUAGGUAACCCUUCUCCGUUCGGAUAAACGAUCACCCUUAGUAUACGACCAUGUUUGAAUAAAAGUUCAUCGGCUCUAUUAGAAGGCCAUGCAAUAAUUAAUUAAUUAAUUAAUUACAAAAACGUAGGAGUGGGAAGAAAGGUGCCUGUAAAUUUCUACCCUUAUAAGCUUCAACACUCGUUUUAGAUCAUGUUUUACAAAAACGGCAAUUUCACAAAGGAAGAAUAAGUUAGAGAAGAAGAAAGAAAAUAACUUAGACGACUUCAAACGAGAAAUGGAAAUUGUAAGUAAAAACAUCGAGCCAAUUUUUGCUGUGCUAUGCAAAUAAUAUCUUAUUUAAUUUUUUUUACUGAUUAUCUUCAAAACAUCUCUUUCAGGUAUGUAUUUAUAAUAAAACUGAAGUGUAAAAUGAUUUUUAUUGUGAAUUUAGGAUGAGCAUAAACUACAUCUUAUUGAUCUUUAUCAACGUUAUAAUACUGAUCCAGAAAAAGGUUUAUCAGAUGCCGAAGCUCUGGAAGUGCUUAAUCGUGAUGGUCCCAAUGCAUUGUCACCGCCGAAGAAAAAAUCAGACUGGGUAAAAUUUUGUAUACAAAUGUUUGGUGGCUUUGGAAUUCUGCUUUGGAUUAGUGCUAUUCUGUGUUUUAUUGCACAUGGUUUUACCGUUGUUCGAUAUUAUAAAGAUGCAUCGAACGAUAACGUGUGUACAGUCAAUCCUUUUCUUUUCAUAGAUACAUGUUAA